This is a messenger RNA of Nanorana parkeri, 965 nucleotides long. RefSeq names its product SPRY domain containing 7 (gene SPRYD7). Gene Ontology annotation, molecular function: protein binding. The coding region runs from base 64 to 651 and encodes 195 amino acids. NCBI's taxonomy places the organism in Eukaryota, Metazoa, Chordata, Amphibia, Anura, Dicroglossidae. The transcript is spliced from 5 exons. The record is from RefSeq and is a predicted model, not a curated record.
UGUAAUAGUGUAGAGGCGAGGUGUGUACCCAGCCAGCACUCGCCUGUCUGCUCUUCUCUCGCUAUGUCGUGUUUGCUCUGCUGCUUCAGGUGGUGCGGGGAUGGCGGCUCCGGACACAUUCCGCUCAAGGAGAUGCCGGCUGUACAGCUGGACACACAGCACAUGGGAACGGAUGUCGUAAUUGUUAAAAAUGGCAGAAGAAUCUGUGGCACUGGUGCCUGCCUUGCCAAUGCUCCUCUUCAUCAGAAUAAGAGUUACUUUGAAUUUAAAGUGCAGUCUACAGGUGUUUGGGGACUUGGCGUUGCAACCCAAAAAGCCAACCUAAAUCCGAUCCCAUUGGGAAGAGAUGUGCACAGUCUUGUGAUGAGAAAUGAUGGAGCCAUCUAUCACAAUAAUGAGGAGAAGAACAGGCUACCAGCCAACAGCCUUCCACAAGAGGGCGAUGUAGUGGGCAUUACCUAUGAUCAUGUAGAAUUAAAUGUGUAUUUAAAUGGAAAGAAUAUGCAUUGUCCUGCAUCGGGCAUAAGAGGGACAGUCUUUCCUGUUGUAUAUGUGGAUGACAGUGCGAUCCUGGACUGCCAGUUCAGUGAGUUUUACCACACUCCUCCACCUGGAUUUGAGAAGAUCUUAUUUGAGCAGCAGAUUUUCUAACGACUGGGUCCCCACACUGUUCCCAAAGCUGAUGAUUUCUAUUUAAGCUGCACGAUGCAUACUGAACAUGUGCUUUGUAUUUUUAUCUCAGUGGGUGCAGGUCUUUCAGAUCUUGUGUGUGUGUGUGUGUGUAAGUAUUUUACAAAGCAUUGCCUAGCUGCAAUUGCCGCUGUCCACAAAGCCGUGUAGAUAUUAUCUGAUAUUUUUGUGAAAUAUAUAGUCAUUUUAGGCAAAUUGUUAGUGUUGCUGAUUGUAAAUAGGAUGUUUUUGCCAGUGAUUAAAAGUGAACCAGUUGGCCAUUUUUUUUAACUUUU